This is a messenger RNA of Papilio machaon (common yellow swallowtail), 2916 nucleotides long. RefSeq names its product integrin beta-PS. The transcript has 8 exons. Lineage: Eukaryota; Metazoa; Arthropoda; Insecta; Lepidoptera; Papilionidae. The record is from RefSeq and is a predicted model, not a curated record. Gene Ontology annotation, cellular component: cell surface; integrin complex; focal adhesion. Gene Ontology annotation, biological process: cell adhesion mediated by integrin; cell migration; integrin-mediated signaling pathway. Gene Ontology annotation, molecular function: integrin binding. Bases 29 to 2302 code for a protein of 757 amino acids.
GUAAAUAAGUGGUGCAGUGUUUAAUAAAAUGUAUUUUAAAACAGUAUUUAGUUUGGUAUUCAUUAUUAUAUUCAUAUCUACAGUUUAUACUUUAGAUUUAUGUGAAAAUCACAAGAGUUGUGACAAAUGCAUUAUGGAUCCAAAUAACUGUGUUUGGUGUGCCGAGGACAACUGGAAAGAUUAUCGUUGCAAAUCUGUUUACACUGAGGAUUGGUGUCCGACUCAUAGAAUAAACCCAACCAGCUCUAUAAACGUAACCGAGGAUAAAUCAUUCAGCUCAGAUCUUGGUAAAACUGUACAAAUAAGACCGCAACAGUACAACGUAGAUUUAAGAAUCGGACAACAGAUUAAUUUCAAUUUCUCCUACGACGCCGCUAAGAAUUAUCCUGUUGAUAUUUAUUUUUUAAUAGACGUUUCUAAUUCCAUGUACGAAAUAAAAAAGAGAGUUGCAGAUCAAAGUAAACGGAUAUUCUUGACAUUGAGCAAUUUAACGAACAAUGUUUAUUUAGGUCUAGGCACAUUUGUCGAGAAGAAUGUGCUACCUUUCACAUCAGAAAUCACUAGUAAUGAUACCGCAUACUCAUUUAAACAUCACGUGAAGUUAACAGAAAGCUAUGACGAAUUUAAAACGGUAGUGUCGAAAACACCGCUGAGAAAAAAUUAUGACGAACCGGAGAGUGCAUUAGAUGCGCUAGCACAAGUGAUGGCGUGCAAAGAAGAAAUCGGUUGGCGGACGCAGUCUAGAAAAAUUGUAGUACUAUUAACAGAUGCAUCAUUCCACGUAGCUGGAGACGGCAAAGCUGGAGGCAUUAUAAAGCCAUACGAUGGAAAAUGCUACACCAAAAACGGUGUUUAUUUAAACGAAGCAAAAAUGGAUUAUCCAUCUGUUGGUAUUAUAAACAAAUUAGCAAGAGAUGAACAAAUAAUAGUAGUGUUUGCUGUCGAGUCAAAGGUUCAGAACCAUUACACUAAGCUCACCCAUGCUCUUCGUCAUUCAUUUUGUACUACAUACGACAGUAGUGACAUGGAUGAAAUCUUAAAGAAUAUUUAUGAGGAAAUAACACAAAAGAUAAAAUUGGAAGUAAAAUCAGAAUACAUGAAAAAAAUGGAUAUAACUUUUGAACCAGACUGUUAUACGUCAGAGGGUAAUGAAUGUAACGUAAAGAAAGGUGAACAAAUCAAUUUCACUGGAACUAUAAAACUAUUAGAUCAAGUACCAGCAAGUAACUUUACACUCGAUGUUUUAAUUGGAGGCAUUAAAGAGAAAUUAACACUUAACAUGAAUGUUAUUAACAAAUGUAAUUGUCCAACUGUUAAGAAUUCAACAGAUUGUAGCUCCUUUGGUAAUCGGAGAUGUGGAAUUUGUGAAUGUUAUCCCGGCAGGUACGGUGGAGAAUGCGAGUGUACAGCAACGACUUCCGGCCGCCGCUCCGACAACGCGACUUGCAUCGCACCGGGAGACACGACCACCUGCAGCGGCCAUGGUUUCUGCCACUGUGGAACAUGCAAUUGCAGGGACGGGUAUAAUGGACAGUUCUGUGAGUGCAAUGUGAACAGUUGCAAAAUGGACGCGAGUGGGGCCGCGUGCAGUGGGCAUGGGCUCUGUGCAUGCGGCGUUUGCACAUGUACCUCAGCCGAAUGGAUCGGCCCCGACUGCAGCUGCUACAAGUCGAACAUACCAUGCCUUGUUGACGGCAAAGUUUGCAACAAUCGUGGUACAUGUGAAUGCGGCUCUUGUAAGUGCCAGGCGGUAGAGGUAUGGGACGCGAGAUGGUACCAGGACAAGCGCUGCAGCGUUAUGCCCUGUGCCGACUGCCACAACCGACAAUGCGAUUUAUUAAAGAGUUGCGCGCGAUGCCAUCACACCGGCGGCGAAUGUACACAAUGCCACCACAAAAUCAGGAUUAAUGUAACACAAACAUUGAACGAUUACAACAUAAACAAUACAAAUUGGAAUAUCUGCUAUUUUGAUACAAAGAACAUAUGUUACUCCCGUUUUAUGUACAGAUACGACAACAGUGACUACAGCAUUGAAAUGAUAGUACAGAUCGAUAGUGAUUGUGCUCAAAGCUAUUAUAUGUUUGGCGGUAUAUUCUUAUUGACUCUCAUCCUGAUCGGCAUUGUGACACUGGUCGCUUGGAAACUGUUAGUGGACGCAAGAGAUAGGCAGGAGUAUACGCGUUUCAAGAAACAACAGGAAGAGGAUAUGUCUGAGACAUGCGUAAACCCUAGAUUCAGACCACCCACUAUGACCUUCAAUAAUCCCGCAUUCAAGAGGGGAUCAUUAUUCCGUAAUAAUUAAUCAAAUGAACACAAUAAAAUGUUAAUUCUGAAACUCUUAAAAUUUGGCUAAACAGCCAGCGUAAGUCGAAUAAGGCAAAUUAUAUUAGACCUAUAUAAAUAUAUUCAGUGAAUUGUAGAUCACAAAAAAUUCUAUAAAAAGUCAGAGAUUGUAUAUUGCUAUCUUUUACGGUUUUAUGACAAUAAUAAUGUUUUGCUUUAGAAAAAACAAUUACAAAUUGUUAGUUGUUUACGGCGCAAAUUUUUGGUUUUAAUAUUAAUCCUUAUCCAAAUUAACAAAUUGGUUAUCAGGACAACUUACUGUUCAUUGAAACUGCCAAAAACCGUAUACAAUUAUGAUGAAUAACUUAGAAGAUAUAGCGAAUGUAAACAAUGAUCGUAAUAGAAAAAUCAUCUCGCAGGCCGGGUACGUUCGGGUUUAUAAGAUUUUAUGGGACAGGACGUCAUCGGGAAGAGUACUUCUGAUAUGACAGAAAAGACAUCAGAUGUACAUAUAUUCUUUGCCACCCGGGCAAAGUGUGGGCGGGCGCUACUGUUUUUUAAACAGUGUUACAAAAACCUUAAAUUAAAAAAUAGCAAUAGUAAGUAAAGAUGUUAUUUUGCUAGCAACGUAUG